Dipodomys spectabilis (banner-tailed kangaroo rat) is the source of this 1420-nucleotide messenger RNA. RefSeq names its product ankyrin repeat and SOCS box containing 4 (gene Asb4). The record is from RefSeq and is a predicted model, not a curated record. NCBI's taxonomy places the organism in Eukaryota, Metazoa, Chordata, Mammalia, Rodentia, Heteromyidae. Gene Ontology annotation, molecular function: protein binding. Bases 140 to 1420 code for a protein of 426 amino acids. The transcript is spliced from 5 exons. Gene Ontology annotation, biological process: intracellular signal transduction.
GAUCCUUAUAUAAAUAGAACAGAUCAGCAUAACUUUGGGAUAAAAUUAGCCAACAGUUUGUGGACUCUUCAGUCUGUGUCUGUUUGCUGGGUGCUGCUCUCCUGAUAAAUCUCAGCAAGGCUUUCCGAGGGAGCAGAGGAUGGAAGGCAACACUGCCCCUAUCACUAAAUCCGGAGCUGCCAAGUUAGUUAAGAGAAAAUUCCUGGAGGCACUAAAGUCAAAUGAUUUUGGAAAAUUGAAGGCUAUUUUAAUUCAAAGGCUAAUAGAUGUGGACACAGUUUUCGAAGUUGAAGAUGAGAAUAUGGUUUUGGCGUCUUACAAACAAGGUUAUUGGUUGCCUAGUUACAAAUUAAAGUCUUCCUGGGCAACAGGCUUGCACAUCUCAGUCUUGUUUGGCCACGUGGAAUGUCUCCUGGUGCUUCUGGACCACAAUGCUACAAUCAACUGUAGACCCAAUGGGAAGACUCCUCUCCACGUGGCUUGCGAAAUGGCCAACCUAGACUGCGUGAAGAUCCUCUGUGACCGUGGUGCAAAGCUCAAUUGCUAUUCUCUGAGCGGGCACACAGCUUUGCACUUUUGUACCACACCAAGCUCCAUUCUCUGUGCUAAGCAGCUGGUGUGGAAAGGCGCCAACGUGAACAUGAAGACCAACAACCAGGACGAGGAGACGCCCUUGCACACGGCCGCCCACUUCGGCCUUUCGGAGCUGGUGGCCUUCUACGUGGAGCACGGCGCGGUGGUGGACAGCGUGAACGCCCACAUGGAGACCCCGCUGGCCGUGGCCGCCUACUGGUCCCUCCGCUUCAAGGAGCAGGAGUACAGCAGGGAGCAUCACCUCAUCUGCCGCACGCUGCUGGACCACCACGCCGAGGUCAACGCCCGCGACGACGACUUCAAGUCUCCGCUGCACAAGGCGGCCUGGAACUGCGACCACGUGCUCAUGCACAUGAUGCUGGAGGCGGGCGCCGAGGCCAACCUCAUGGACAUCAACGGCUGCGCCGCCAUCCAGUACGUGCUGAAGGUCACCUCCGUGCGACCUGCGGCCCGGCCUGAGGUCUGCUACCAGUUGCUGUUGAACCACGGGGCGGCCAGGAUCUACCCGCCACAGUUCCACAAGGUGAUCCAGGCUUGCCAUUCUUGUCCCAAAGCGAUUGAAGUUGUAGUCAAUGCCUAUGAACACAUCAGAUGGAACAUAAAGUGGAGAAGAGCUAUCCCUGAUGAUGACUUGGAGAAAUACUGGGAUUUUUACCACUCUCUCUUCAUGGUGUGCUGUAAUACUCCAAGGACCCUCAUGCAUUUGUCGAGAUGCGCCAUUCGAAAAGCGUUACACAACAGAUGCCACAAGGCAAUUCCUUUACUUUCCCUCCCAUUGUCAUUGAAAAAGUACUUGCUUUUAGAGCCAGAGGGAAUCAUUUAUUAA